GGACUGAUAAAUACAUAUAGGCUUACUUAAAGAUAGCUUUUUGUAGUUAUUUCAAAAUUGUAGUUUAAAGUUCAUCAUCUUACUAAAUAUUAUAGUUGAUAUUUUUUAAAACCCAAACUCCCUGCUUAUCGACCUUCUGUUUGACAUAAGAUUGAGACCUAUUGAAACUGAUAAUAAUUGAUUUUGUGUUAUUAUAUGUACAGGAUUAGGAAGGCUACAUUUUAUUUGUUAUUCUUGUAAUUUAUAAUACUCAUCAGUUAGUGUUUUUGUUUUUAACCUUACUACCAGUAAAAUAUAACGUAAGUUAUCGAUAACACAUAUGAAAGUUUUUAAAACUUUGCAAGAAUUUAAACUUGAAAAGUUUCAAUUAGUCAAUUUUUCUAUAAAUAGCAGUACGUACAUGGUAGUGAAAGUAAUGUAGUUCGAUACGUCAACGCUACUAAAAAUAUAUCAUUUGAUGUCAGUAUUUCAAAUAUUGAUACUCGUCUUAGAUAGAGCAUAGAGAGAAGCGUUAAUUAUUUAUAUGACUAUAUAUCUCGAUGUUAUUGUUAUCUCAUCACCGGUCAAUAUAGGCAGACGGUUGACGGUGUGAUAUUUUAAUCAAUCUCAAACUAGAAUUGUGUUUAUCUAAAGGUUAAAUAGGCGAGGUGAUUUUCAGUGCUAACUGCAGGAAAAAAAUAAAAUAAAAAAAAAUGAAAUAAAAAAUACGCAACAAAACAAAAGUGUAAAAAUUAUAUCGUUCGUAUUCGUAACAAUCAACAAUAGAUUGUUUAUGUAGUGUUUGUGUUUGUUAGGAAUUUUGAAUAGAUUGUCAUUAUCGCCUCAUAGUUGAAUUUUCGAACGGAACAGUAGCCCAGCGCACCACCGUCUCACCACCUUCUUCUGCUCUGUGAUCUACGAUCUCAUUAUCUCUUAUUACUGUUUACUGGUCUCAUUAAAGAUGUUGGAAGCGGAUACAUCUAAUUCAUCACAGGCCCUUGACACGACACGAUAUGCCCUCGAAGCCAUUCGUCUACUUAACGAAGGAGAACCUCACAGUGCUCUCCACUUCCUCAAUUUGUGUCUGGACAGGAAUCAUCGAGAAAGUGCAAGUCGGAAAGAUCAAAAUGGAAACGGCAGCCCUGUAAAAGAGGCCACUGCGGCCGAUGGUAUUUCUCCAGCCGACGAAGUCAGUCUUUUAGAAAAACGUUGUUUAAUUCACAUGAAGCUCCAUCACUUUGACGAAGUUGUAAACGAUGCUCGGAGGAUUUUGGAUAAAAGGACGGAUUAUUCCUUGGCAUACAAAUGUCUUUUGGUAGCUUUGUGUAAAACUAGCAGGCUCGAACAAGUAACUGAAAUUCUCAAAUUGUGGAGAACUUGUUCCCCACAAGACCUGGAUAUGAUGGAAUGCCGGACGAAACUAGAAGCGCUUAUUAAUGCUGUGAAAAAUGGAAUAGAAGCUUCAGACGCUUUCAGUAAUAUUGAAGAUCAACUUGGUUUAAGCUACGAUUGGUUGUUGGCCCGUAAACUUCAAGAUCCACAAUGGAGAUAUCGACCUCUUCCACCUGGCAAAACUUCACUUACUCUGUGUUUACCAUUUCGGUUUGGCCAUUGUUCAUUAGGUGCAAAAUGUCCGGAUGCGCAUGGAGCUGAUGAGCUUGAAGAGUGGAAAAAUCGGAACACAUUAAAGACCGUGUCAUUGCUUUUGGAUACUAUCAAGUUGGACAGUGGCGAGAGAUAUAUUCGAAGGAUACUGGAUCGUUUGGAAGAAGCCACUAAUCAAUGUACUAUUGUGUCAGACGUCAUACCAGAUUAUAUGAAAAUUCGAUGUUCAAAACCAUUGGAAGCCGUUGUUUCAACAACAGAAAAUACGAAGGUAUACCAGUGGACAUUUGCAGUAGAAACCAAAAAGCCACUAACGAAUCUCUGUCUCUUGGAAGACCUACAUAGAGACUAUUUUUUCAUAAGCAUGGCAGUUAUUUAUGGCGCCACCAAGAAAAUUAACUUGAUCAACGAAUCUGCAAAAGACGUUGAGACUCAAAUUGUGGAAGUUUCAAGUCCAACUGCUCUCGCUUUAUCAGGAAAAAAAAAUUAUUUCACGUACAAAGUUGAUGUCAAAUUCAAAUCCAACAUUUACGGAACAUUCCGUCAAACCGUCAUUUUUGAUGUUGGGGAUGAACCAAAAGUAAUUAAGAAGUUAGCCGUGAAUGUUGUUCCUCCUCCGGAUGAUGCAACUGAAAUCAAUGGAGAUGUGGAAACGAUUUGUUCCAGCCCGACAUUCGACGAAUAUUCAAGUUUUCAAAUUGGGGGAACAUGGAAUUUUGGAAAUGCCGACAUUGUCGAUGGGUUUACCGGAGAUAAAGUUGCAGAAACGAAACUUGGAUUUGCGUUAAUUAACGGCGUUAAGCCAGAAGGUUUACCAUCGACUCUCUCUGAACCAUUAAAUAAGGGUCAAUACAAGGAAAUAAUGCGGUAUUUUCUGACACAAGAGGAACGGUCAAGACAAGAAAUUUUAGCAAAAUAUAAUCUAACGGCACCUUUAAAUUUAACGGAAAGUUAUUUGAUGACAUCCGGUCACAAUGAUGGAAUGACACGGUACUCGGUGGAUAAAUCACUUUAUGGUCGAAUGACUUUAUUCCGGGACGUAUCAGAAGAUACCGCAGUUGGUCGUCUUAUUCUACGAAGCUGUAACUAUCUGCUGAUGACAAGAAGUGACGAAGUUAAAAAGUCUUCAGAAAGCGGUCUUAAGCCAAAAGUAUAUCUUUGCCCAAUCUCUGACAAAACUAAAAAUAACAUUUAUAUUGAUGUCGGCACAACAUGCGUGAGGGAGCUGAAUUUGAAGAAUGCGGACGUUGUAAUGUUUGACAUCCAGUUUCAGCUCGAUAGAACCGCGUUUAUGGAGAUGAAAUCUGUCAUUGAUCAGCUUAAAGAUUUUCACUUGGACAUGUUAUUCCCUAAUUUUGGAAUGCAUCAUCAUAUCCCUUGGAGUCCGAUAAAGCAAUGGGGGGACGAAAUUAUCGAUGCUAAAGUGAAAUUGAACCCACGUCAAAAAGAGUCAUUAAUAGCGAUUACUUCAGAAGCCCCUAGAAUUCCUCCAAUUUUGGUGAUCGGUCCUUUUGGAACAGGAAAAACAUUUACUUUGGCACAAUGUAUUCACAAACUGUUAUUACAACCUAACAUUCGCAUCAUGGUCUGCACCCAUUCGAAUAGUGCUGCAGAUUUAUAUAUCAAAGAAUAUCUUGAUCCGUGGGUCCAAGAAGGAUUUACUGCGGCAAAACCGCUUCGCAUAUAUUACCACCUUAGGAACUUGAACUCUGUACAUCCAGACGUUAUACAGUACUGUAUCAUAGAAAAUUUAAGAUUUCGCCCUCCAAAAUUAGAAGAAAUUUUGGCUCACAAAGUGAUAGUUGUGACAUUAAGUACGUCGUACAUUCUGAUGCAGAUGAAUCUUCCAAAAGACACAUUCAGUCAUAUUUUGUUGGAUGAAGCCGCCCAAGCAAUGGAGAGUGAAGCUAUUACACCGUUAAUGUGUGCAGGAGAAGAUACGACAUUAGUUUUAGCUGGGGAUCACAUGCAGUUAAGCCCGGAAUUGUUUUCAGAAGAAGCAAAAAGCUUGCACCCUUCAUUGCUUGAACGGUUACACAAUUAUUACCCGGAUGGCCAUCCAUGCAAAUUAAUGCUCUGUGAAAACUAUCGUUCUCAUUCAUCUAUAAUUGAUUACGUGUCAGACGAGUUUUACAACAAACGUCUCCAGUGUUCAAUGGUUCAACCUGUUCAUGAUAAAUUUUAUCCGUUGACAUUUUUUUCUGCGAGAGGGGAAGAAGUCCAAGAAAAGGAUAGCACAUCGUACUACAACAUGGCUGAAGUGUUUGAAGUUGUAGACAAAGUAUCUAAACUUGUUUCAUCGUGGCCUGAAAGUUGGGGAAGUUAUCGACAUGAAAGCGCUAUUGGUGUUUUGACGCCAUAUUCUGAUCAGGUGUCUCGAAUACGACAUGCACUCAGGAAGAAGGGACUUUACAGUGUCUCAGUUGAGAGGGUUUUAAAUGUGCAGGGAAAACAAUUUCGAGCUGUGUUUCUAUCAACUGUUCGAAGUUUCCGACCAUGGGUCAAGAUAUUACCUGAAGCAAUUGGUAAUGAGGUGGACUUGGGCUUCUUUUCUAAUCCAAAGCUAUUCAAUACUGCUCUUACAAGGGCGCAAAGUCUUGUUGCUGUUGUUGGUGAUCCAGUUUCUUUAUGCUCGGAAGGAAAAUGCAGAAACUUAUGGAAGGAUUUCAUCAACGUUUGCCAAAAAAACAAGUCGCUUUAUGGAAUAUCUUACACGCAGUUGGAGCAAAGCAUCCUUGGUCUCGAAAUGCGAGUAACUUGGGGAUUAAACCCUUUAGCAGAUGUUUUUGAACCAAAAGCACUACCUGUAGAUUAUUUGACUAAUUCUGCUGGUGUUCGAUCAAAUUUCAAAGGGUUUCAGCCAACACCGUCAGUCACAUCUCACCAUAGUCCUAUGAUCGCCACUCCUAUUUCUUCAAACAACCCUGUCCAGCAAUUUAACACUGCAAUCAUACCAGGAGGUGCUUUCACAUCUCCCAACUCUGCAAAGCAUCUUACAACAGUGGCAUCCCAGCACCACCACAGACCAAUUUCUCCUGGAAAUACCGGAUUCAAUCCGAGUGGUCCCAAUAAUCUAUCCUCAAUGACGUGGACACCACAAAGUCAUGGUCCCAUUCCUGGGAUUAUUCCACAGAGUACCAUGGUUCCCCCUGGCCUGGGCCAACCAUCCCUGCAUCAUGCACCAUAUAUGGGGUAUCCACCCUUGUUUCCGCCUGUACCUCCUCAUGUUAUUUUUCCUCCUCAAAUGGGUGGAUAUCCUGGUGGACGACCACCUCCACCUGUAUUGCCACCAAACGCACAUCUACCCAGAGGAUUGGUCCUUCCACAUCAACCACCAGCUCCGCCGGCACAUCUAAGAAUGCCCAUUCCUAGAAAUUUUUCUAGGUUUCCUAACGCCGACGUCUUGCAUCCACCUCAUCUAUCAUCACCGCACCAUCUACCACAGAAUUUAAUACCACCCAAUCGACCGAAUUUUCCUCCUCCAAUUUCCACACCACAACAUUUUGAUGCAACACCUUCAUUAACUGGCCUAAUGAACAUUAAAACUCCAAACGAAGAUCAGCGGAAUCAAUCUCGUUUCCCAUCAUCAUCAAAUAAUUCAACAUCAUCACAGCACCAUAUACAACCCUAUCGUCAACAACCACCUCAACCUCAAUCAUCAUUAACCCAAGAGCAAUAUAUGGCCGGGAUGUCUCUGUUCCGCAAUAAAUCUCCACAACAGCAAGUGAUCGCUGAAGCACAACAACAACAACAGCAACAAAUGGGGCUUCAUCCUCGGGUUUCUGCGUCAACAGUUUCUGCCCCACAACAGUCCACAUCACUUUCCAGUUCGCUUAAUUUUAACGAUGGAGGUAUUGCACAUUUACCACUUGCGGAUCUGUUGCACUUGCAACAAAUGUUGGAAAGGUUUUCUAUGACAAACGGUCCAACAGAAGAAAUUCGUAACUUGAUCAUCAAAGUUCAAGAAGCUAUCCGCGUAGCUCGAUGUGGUGCGCCUCGUCAAGAAACUCAAGAACAUCGUGAAAUGCAUAAUAAUAUUGUUCCUGCUAAUAAAAAUAUUUGGAAUGCAGCAGACGUCUCAGUUACAGUGCAUCUAAACUCUUCCAGAAUUGCCUCAAUUGCGCAGCAGCUAAGCGAAGUACAAAUCGCUGAAGCAGCCGAAAAUAUCUGGGCAAAUUUAGGGUUUUCUGAUGGAUUAUCAUCGUCUGUAACUCCUUUAGACCAAAGUCUUCAUCAGCAAACUCAGCCCCAGCAAAAUAGAAGACUUAAUAAUGCUUCCCCACUGACAUUGGAACCACUAUUAUUACCAUCCUCCUCCUCCAUGUACGCCCGUACCGGAUCGGAAAAUCAAUCCAGAACCUUUGAUUGUGGGAUUUCUAACAAUACUUGGAAUACUAAUUCUGCAAUGGCUCCAUCAUUCGGAUCUCUUCUAUCAACCCAAUUAAGCAGCUCUAACGAUAAUUAUAACCACUCAAGUUGUAGACAAGAAGAAGAUUUUGCGGAAUUCGCAACAGGCGGAGCAUCAGGACGAAGUUAUGCGAAUGUUGCAAGGUGUGCUGUUGUGACCCCUAAUCACCAUUCUGGAGUGAAUUCUGGCCCGUGUCCUCCUCACCUCUACAACAAUGACCAAGGUGGCGGUACAGGUGUUCCGCCAUACCAGUUCUUUAAUGUUCAACCACAGAAUAAUGAUGGGCAUGUCGUCGCUCAUCAACAGCAACAACAGCAAACAAUGAUUUCGCAAAACUCUGUUCAGCAACUUCAAAGACAUGCGAGACAGCAACAAUGAGGCUGCCUGUCACCAUUUCUCUACAUAUUAUUAACUCAUAUUUCCGUUGUUAUUGUUUAUCUACGAACUCUAUCAUUAUUAUCUUUGUUACUAUUUCUAAAAAUAAUAUAGCCAUAAAAAUAUGGCAGCAAAAAUACGAAUUAUAUUAUUGAUAUGAAAAUAUCUUAAAGUCAAUUAAAACUAAAAAAAACUGACUCGAAUUAGAGGUUGUAGCUUGUAGUAGACGAAACUUUAAAUUAUAUGUGCAAUCCCUCGUGCAAGGUUUUUUGUGCCCUGUUCAUCUUUAUAGGGUUUUUCCCUUGCACUGUGACCAAAACGACGCCAAAGGUGUCGCACGGUGGCAAGUGAAUACUGAGGGAUUAUAUAUAUUAAAAUGAACUUAAAAAAAAUUAUAAAACUAUUUAAAAUUGAAUAAAACUCAUUCUAAUGAAUA
Messenger RNA from Folsomia candida, 6803 nucleotides. RefSeq names its product probable helicase with zinc finger domain. The record is from RefSeq and is a predicted model, not a curated record. Bases 941 to 6370 code for a protein of 1809 amino acids. Gene Ontology annotation, molecular function: metal ion binding; protein binding; helicase activity. Lineage: Eukaryota; Metazoa; Arthropoda; Collembola; Entomobryomorpha; Isotomidae. The transcript has 30 exons. Gene Ontology annotation, cellular component: cytosol; P granule. Gene Ontology annotation, biological process: regulatory ncRNA-mediated post-transcriptional gene silencing.